CUUCAACCAAUGACCAAUUGUAUGACGGUGGCUACAUCAACAGACGAAGAAAAUGACUGCAAGUCAAAUAUAGAGCUAUCAGUUUUGUCGUUGGAUAACCCUCAGCAAGGCCCCCAGCCACAACAACCACAACCUCAACAAGCGCAAGGAGUGCAACACGAUUCAACGUCUUUGAUGUCUCUGGAUGGGCAGGGGCCACAAUCGCAGCAGCCAACGCCUCAACCAGUGCCGCACGAUGAUCAGAACCACAAUCAUGGUCAUGGCCACUCAACACCUCAGCCUCAACCACAACUCCACUCGCAAGAAAACAGGGUGGUGAUGACCAGCCCUGCCCUCAUCAUGUCAACCACACUUACCCCUCUGACAACCAUCCAACCAACG
Molecule: messenger RNA, 381 nt
Organism: Bemisia tabaci
Lineage: Eukaryota; Metazoa; Arthropoda; Insecta; Hemiptera; Aleyrodidae
Source: RefSeq, a predicted model, not a curated record